This is a messenger RNA of Lathyrus sativus (Indian pea), 840 nucleotides long. Lineage: Eukaryota; Viridiplantae; Streptophyta; Magnoliopsida; Fabales; Fabaceae. The record is from the annotation of a GenBank genome assembly.
AUGGAUACCAACUACCAAACCAGUUUUCAUGUAACGAGGAGUUUAUCGGAUUGUGGUUCAUUAGAAACAAAUGUAAGUGAAGAAGAUAUUAUGGUAAUAAAGAAAGGUCCAUGGAUAGAGGAGGAGGAUGCUGUUCUGAUGAACUAUGUAGCUGUCCACGGCGAAGGUCACUGGAACUCCGUCGCUCGCUGCUCAGGUCUAAAAAGAACAGGAAAAAGCUGCAGAUUAAGAUGGUUGAACUACUUGCGUCCGAAUGUUCGACGUGGGAAUAUCACUCUCCAUGAACAACUCUUGAUUCUUGAUCUCCAUUCUCGUUGGGGUAACCGAUGGUCUAAAAUAGCGGAACAAUUGCCGGGAAGAACGGACAAUGAGAUAAAGAACUAUUGGAGGACAAGAGUGGUGAAACAAGCUAAGCAACUAAAAUGUGAUGUAAACAGCAAGCUGUUCCAGGACACAUUGCGUUUUGAAUGGAUUCCACGUCUCAUCGAGAGGAUUCAGUCGACUCGUGCAACUGCAGAUACUAAUUUCUAUGAUCAACUACACGUCACCAAUUGUAACAAAACUAAAGCGCACAGUGAAACUUGUGGGACAAAUGCAAAUCCUCCUCCCAUGUUGAUGUCUAAUAGUUCAUCGUACUCGUCAGGGGUUGAUGUUUUUGCAGAAUCAAACCUAUCUUACAAUGUAAUGGAUAGUAUGGAAUUGGAAUCCACGUUGCAGGAGUGGAAUUGCUUAGACGGAAAAAUCCAAGAAUUUGAACAUGACAAUGGUUUUGGUGGUUCAGAGUUGUGGACAGAAGAAAACAUAUGGUUCUUGCAGCAACAACUCGCUGAUGCUUUAUGA